This is a messenger RNA of Cornus florida, 1061 nucleotides long. RefSeq lists its product as uncharacterized. The transcript has a single exon. The record is from RefSeq and is a predicted model, not a curated record. Lineage: Eukaryota; Viridiplantae; Streptophyta; Magnoliopsida; Cornales; Cornaceae. Bases 233 to 754 code for a protein of 173 amino acids.
CCGUACACAUAUCAUUUUUUUUCUUGUAAUGAGUGGAUAAACAUUUUGUUUUUAUCAAACCCGAAUCUCAGUUCCACGCGCCAUCGAAAGCUCGUGUCGACUAUCUCAAAUCUUACCCAUCUACUACUAGUAAUAUAUGCUGUUCACCGAAACAUAAACCAAGCAGCGAACACAUAGGAAAAUAGAAGAAGGAAAAAGCGGAAAGGAGAGAGAAAGAAAGCUACAGGCGUCCAUGGCAGAAGAAAAAGAAGCACAAAUUAGAGGCAACUUCUAUGAGACACCACCAUCAUCAUCAUCUUCCAUGUUACUGAUAAGGCUGAUGAGCAAAAGGAGGACAUGGGUAUGUCUAUUUGUUGUUGUGUACACAAUCCUCUUAUCAUCCACUUGGAACCUCCUCAAAUCCAUACUCUCUUGGUACGAAUCAGCCUCUUCAGUCCCAUCAUCGUCUUCUUCUGGGUGGCCGGCGCUGUACGCCUCCGUGCUGCUGGGGGCAGUUUUCGGCCUCCUCUCGAUUGGCGCCGCCUUGGCCGUGGUGGUUCCGGCGACCCUGGUGACGUGGAUCACGGUGCUGGUGCUGCUGACUUUCUGCGGGAAGCCAAGGAGCGCUGUGGUGGUGGAAGCCAAGAAAUUGACGGCUGAGAUGAGUGGUUUUGUGGUUAAGAUCUUGAUCAAGGAAGGAAAUGUUGUGGCGGCGCUCUGUGCAGUUUUGGGGUAUUUUGCACUUGUUAGAAACCACAAAGAAGAAGUAGCCUAAUUAAUUGGUUGAUGGAUGGCUUUUCUUUGUGGACUGUUUAUUAAUUUGUUGUGAAAUUUUAGGUGGGAAGUGUUUGGUUGAUCAUUAAUUGUUGUUUGAAGAAGGUUUUUUGUUUUUUAUUUUUUAUUUUUUUAUUUUUAUGGGGGUGGUUUUGGGUAAGAAGAUAUCUCAAGUUUUGGGACCUGGUUCGAGGGCUUCGAUCUGGAAUUAGUAUAUUAGAGAAUUCCUAAGCUCUUUUUAAUGUAACAGUAGUAAUAGAUAUGUUCAUAUAUAUAUAUAUAUAUAUAUGAUCUCUUACUUCCUGAUU